UUCCCAAAAGUGAUGGGCCUCAUAGAUGGCACCCACAUAAGAAUUAGGGCACCGUCAGAAGACGAAUAUAUGUAUGUAAACAGGAAACAGUUUCAUAGCGUAAACGUGCAGGUGGUUGUGGAUGGUGAAGACAAAAUCAUCGACAUUGUAGCCCGCUGGUCGGGAUCUGUUCACGAUGCCAGAAUUUUGCGAGAAAGUGGCCUAUCCCAGCUCUUAGAUAAUGGGUUUGGAGGCCAUGAACAGUUCCAUCUACUGGGUGAUAGCGGCUAUCCUAGUACGCGAUGGCUGCUUACACCAUAUCUGAACCCCCAAGGUUUAGCACAAGAAGCUUACAACAGAAGCCACAAAACAACAAGAUCCAGGGUAGAGAAAGCCAUUGGACAGCUGAAGAGGAGAUUUGGUGUGCUCCAUACAGAGAUUACCCUUUCACCAGAAAAAGCCUACAAAGUAGUCAUCACUUGUGCUGUGUUGCACAACCUGUGUAAAGCAAGAGGGAUUCCAUUUGCUGACAACCAAGAUGAUGACAAUGGAUAUAACAACAAUGGUGAUCCAAGGCCACAAGACCAAAUGCCCGGUUGA
Messenger RNA from Mya arenaria, 579 nucleotides. Its product is annotated as putative nuclease HARBI1. The record is from RefSeq and is a predicted model, not a curated record. The transcript has 4 exons. The coding region runs from base 13 to 579 and encodes 188 amino acids. NCBI's taxonomy places the organism in Eukaryota, Metazoa, Mollusca, Bivalvia, Myida, Myidae.